Messenger RNA from Balearica regulorum gibbericeps (East African grey crowned-crane), 1868 nucleotides. The record is from RefSeq and is a predicted model, not a curated record. Lineage: Eukaryota; Metazoa; Chordata; Aves; Gruiformes; Gruidae.
AGAAAAUGUCUACUUCUAACAUUGCAGCAAGAGUGGAAACUUGGCUUUCAUCCACGUGGCAUGUUAAAGUUCCUCUGACAUGGCUGGAAGCAUGUAUUAGUUGGAUCCAGGAAGAAAAUAGUGGUAGUGACUUAAGUCAAGCUCAGAUUAACAGGCAGGUAUUUGAGCAAUGGCUUCUUACCGACCUAAGAGAUUUAGAGUAUCCAAUUUUGCCUGACUGCAUUUUAGAUGCUCCCAAAGGAGAGUUGUCAGGUUUCUACUCCAUACAGAUUGAUUCACUCAUUGAUGUUAGCCAGCCAGCGUAUUUGCAGUUGCAGAAGUUAAGAGGGAAAAAUACUGUAAAUGAAGAAGUAACAGCCAGUACUCAGGCGUUCCAGAAGCCCUGGGAAGCAAAACCUACUCGAAUGCUGAUGCUGCAACUAACUGAUGGGAUACAUCAAAUUCAGGGCAUGGAGUAUCAACCAGUGCCUGUCCUCCACAGUAAUCUUCCUCCUGGCACAAAAAUCACUGUACAGGGUAUCAUUGCAUAUCGUCUGGGAGUCCUUCUGCUUAAACCAGAAAAUGUGAAACUGUUGGGGGGUGAAGUGGAUGCUCUUCUGGAGGAGUAUUCUCAGGAAAGAGUCCUUGCUAGAUUAAUUGGAGAAACUGAAAACCCUAAUUCAGUUGGACAAGCUGGUCACCACCAAAUUGUUUCAAGGCCCGUGGAUGAAUUAGAACAAACUCUAGGCCCUUCGGAUGAAGAGCUUUUAGCCAGUCUUGAUGAAAAUAAUGAAUUUACUUUAAACAACAAAACAUCUUUAGAAAGUGGAUACUGCAGUAGAAGCAACAAUUUUAGUACAGCCUCAGGUUCACUGACUGCACACAAUGGAAAUGUUUUGCUAUGGGAAUCUGGAAGUCCUUUGCCUCAUUCAGAUGAACAAGUUUCACCUCCCAUAGCAUAUGCUGAUGGCUUUUUUAAUGACUUUCCUUUAGAAGAUGACUUUCUUCUAGAAGAAGAGAUGCAAAGAGACGAAGUGCCGCCAGUGAACGUGAACAGAAACAUAGGUUUAAUUACUGAGACACUUCCACAUACCUCUAAAAGCUCCUGCAAUUUAUCUUUAAAUGGCAUUUGUGAAAAAGAUGAUGUGAAUGAAAGAGAUAAGUCUGUAGAGACUACCAGUAAGCAAAAGACUUUUGGAGGAACAGUAUUUGAUGGAAAUGGAAAUAGUACGAGUAGCUUUUCACAGCACAAGAGCACACACCAGACCUGCAGUUCUGCAGAUUUUUCUUUGGAAAAUCUUGCUGAAGAAAGGCAGAAUGAUACGGACCUAGAUGAGAGCAGAAGUAAAUCCCAGCACACUUCUGAUAGCAGGCUGUUAAAUGAUGAUCCUGUAUUUUUCUCAAAAACAAAUCCAGAAGCAGAGUCAUGGACCUUUCCUUGCAGAGCGGAAGAGGCACAUUUAGAUUUAGAUUCUCCACCUUUCACAUAUAUUUCCCUUCUCCUUGCAAAAAAACUAGAAACUGUUACAAUUCUGAAAGUUAAGUGUUUUAUUGUUACUCUCACUGGAAACCUCACAAGCAGCAAUGGGUCUUGGGGUAUAAAGGCAAAAAUUUCUGAUGGUUCAGCUUAUCUUGAAGUAGAUUUUGCUGAUGAUAUUCUAACAAGUUUGAUUGGCUUUUCAGUGGCUGAAAUGAAUAAGAUGAAAAAGGAUCCAGCUUUACAUCUGAAGCUUAAGGAUGGUUUAGAGAAAUGUCAAAAGCAACUGAUAGAUCUCUGUUGUUUGAUGACUAUAGAGUUUAAUCCACUUCAGUCUAAAGCCACUGUAUUAAUUCUCCAGGAUGCUGAUGCAAGGCAUCUAGAACAAUUGAAGAAACGUUUGAAUAAAUAA